Messenger RNA from Rotaria sp. Silwood2, 1962 nucleotides. The record is from the annotation of a GenBank genome assembly. NCBI's taxonomy places the organism in Eukaryota, Metazoa, Rotifera, Eurotatoria, Philodinida, Philodinidae.
AUGAUCAAUACCAACAGCUCAUCUAUUACGUUUCGUAAACCAAAGCAUGCCAAAAGUGUAAAAUGGGCCAAUUAUCUUCAAAUAUUUGUUAAUGAUUCUCCUCAAUACUUUAUAUCAUGUAUAAAAUGUCAUUGUAUUUUGACAUGGAAACCAAAUGAUGGUACUAAUGUAAUGGACAAACAUGACAAAUCAUGUAAACAACACUCAUCAUCAUCAACACAACAGUCAAUUGAAUCAUUUUAUUUACCAAACGAUAAAUUUAAAAAACAAUUAAUUAAUUCUACAAAACGUAAAUUAACAAACGUUCUUGCUGAAUGUUGUGCUGUAGAUAGUUUACCAUUUAGUGUAUGUCGUGGUGAUGGUUUUAAAGAAUUAGGUAAUAAUUUACUUAAAGUUGGUCGUCAAUUAGGUGCAACAGUUUCGAUUGAAGAAGUUAUACCUGAUCCAACAACGAUUAGUAGAGAAAUUGAUAAAAUCUACAGCGCACGCAAAGAACAAUUAAUUUCAUAUUUGUCAACUCUUGAUCAUUUCGUAAUAACUGUCGAUUUUUGGACAGAGUAUCAAACAAAAAUAAGUUAUGGUGGUGUUACAUUACAUACAUAUUCAGAAGAAUAUGGUCUUUUAGUAUUUGUAUUAGCCUGUAAACCAUUUGAUUUACCAUCUCAAACUGCUGAUAAUGUUCGAUUAUUUACUGAUUCAAUACUUGAAUCAUACAAUUUACCAUUGAAUCAUGUAAAGUAUGUUGUAUGUGACAAUGAAAACAAGAUGCGUGCAUCUUUUCGAUAUGAUAUCAAUCGAAUAGGAUGUUCAGCUCAUUUCAUCAAUAAAAUCAUUGAACAUUCACUUUGUAUACCUAAUCCUGAUUGUGAAGAUAUUCAACGAUUAUUUAAUAGCAUACAUGAUCUUGUAGUUUAUUUAAGAUCUUCACAUAAUCAGUGUAAAUUAUCUGUCAAACUUCAGCUUUUCUGCAAAAUUAAAUGGAACAGUGCAUAUAGUAUGCUCUCCAGUUUUAUCAAUGUAUAUCCUGAAUUAAAUAUGGUUAUUAAUGAUAAAGCUCAAAAAUUAACUUUUGCUCAGAUCGAUUUUGAUGAAUUAAUUUCUUUUGCUAAAUAUUUGAAAUAUUUUGUUGACGUUACAGAAAUGCUAAGCGCAGAGAAAACGCCAACAAUUUCUUUAGUUUUACCACUUAAACAACGUCUUAUAAAUAUAUCUAAACCAAAUCCUACUGAUCCAGAAUCAAUAAUGAAGUUUAAAAAAUAUUUUGAAAAUAAAAUUCCAACAUACUGGGAAGUUGAUGAUAUACAUUUUAUUGGUACUGUUCUUCAUCCAAAAUUUAAACACUUACAAAUAUUAAUAAAAUUAAUUUAUCGAUACGACUAUAUUAUAUAUAUAUCUGUUUUCUAUGUUUCAGAUUCUCAAUCAGAUUUAUCAUUUAAUUUUGAAGUUUCAUCAGCACAAUCAAUAUUAAUAUCAUCUACUGAUACAAAAGAUCUUUUAUCUGAAUGUUAUGAUCAAAUUUCUACAACUUCAAAAGCAUCUGAUAAUAAUGAUGAAUUAAAAAGAUAUUUACAAUCUAUCGACAGUUUAAUUGAUAAUGAAGAUUUAUUUGAUUUUUGGAGAAGACAAAAAUUUAUAUAUCCAGUUCUUUAUUCAAUUGCACGUGAUAUACUUAUUGUUCCAGCUACUAAUACUGCAGCUGAACGCUUAUUUUCCGCUAGUGGUAAUACAGUAACUGAAACGCGAAACCGUUUAUCAUCCCAAAAAGUUGAUAAAUUGAUGUUUAUUAAGAAGAACGUAGCAAUUUUAAAGAAAAUUUUUGGUAAAAUUGCAACAUCAAAUAAUCUUGAUACUAGUGUUGAUUCAACUGCUCAAAAAGGUGAAAAACGUUUAUAUGAACAUUUACUCGAUGCUGAUAAUAACGAUAUUGAUAAUCAUAAUAAUUCUAGUGAUGAUGAAGAAUAG